Messenger RNA from Penicillium antarcticum, 3051 nucleotides. Its product is annotated as CAMK family serine/threonine-protein kinase. The transcript has 3 exons. Gene Ontology annotation, cellular component: cytoplasm. Bases 1 to 3051 code for a protein of 1016 amino acids. NCBI's taxonomy places the organism in Eukaryota, Fungi, Ascomycota, Eurotiomycetes, Eurotiales, Aspergillaceae. Gene Ontology annotation, biological process: peptidyl-serine phosphorylation; autophagy. Gene Ontology annotation, molecular function: protein binding; protein serine/threonine kinase activity; ATP binding. The record is from RefSeq and is a predicted model, not a curated record.
AUGGCGGCCACACAAGAAUCCACUCAACCAACCGCCGAUCCUCGUCGGAUGGGCAUGAAUAACUCUGGCCUCGAGGACCAAGAUGUGUCCGAUAUCAUCUGUACCCUUCAUCCCAAUUCUCGUGUUACCCAUGAUGCUGUUGCUGCCACACGGAAACUCAACCCUCAGCAUAUCCUUCAAAGGGAUGCUUUGGACUAUGAGUCUCAAACCGCAACAAUGGAUCUUGCCUUAAGGCUAUCAUCCAAUGUACAGAACCUAGGGAUGGGUUUCUGCUUUGGUCGGAAUCCAGCUCGCUGUGACGUUCUUUUGACGGUUGACGAUGGAGCGAAGCGUGUAUCCAAUGCCCACUUUCGCAUUUAUCUGACAGGAGAUGGAAUCCUCAUGCUUCAGGAUACCUCCACGAACGGUACCAUCGUGGACAACUGCCGCCUCCGGAAAACCCAAAAAGAAAACAGCAGAAUGCUUGUAAAUGGAUCUGUGAUUCAAGUUGUCAUUGGCGACCACGCCUCGGACGAGGUCCGGUUCCUGGUCCGAAUUCCACCACGAGAGGGAUUCGCUGUUCAAUACGAGAAGAACUUGCGAAAUUACUUUCGAAGAGUUGUGGAUGCUGCUCCCACGCACAAAGAGCAUACCGGCCCUCACCCUUCUGUUCUGACAUGGUCAUCCUCGAAACCAUACGGCAUGCAUUGGACAGGGGGUUCAAUGUACAACGUGACAGGGCAAAUCGGCAAGGGUGCAUUCGCUACCGUCUACAAGAUUGCGACUAAACAGCAAGGUGCCAUCUUUGCUGCGAAGGAGCUGGACAAGCGCCGCUUCAUGAAAAACGGCAUAUUGGAUCAAAAGGUUGAUAAUGAGAUGAAGAUUAUGAGGGAUCUCACACAUCCAAACAUCGUUCAAUAUGUCGACUAUCACGAACACGAUCGGUGGAUUUACAUCAUCAUGGAAUACGUCCCAGGAGGCGAGCUGUCUACAUACCUUCAAACACAGGGCAAAAUUGCCGAGGACCAGGUGAGAAUUAUCGCGCGACAAGUGUUACGAGCUCUCCACUAUCUGCAUAAACGGAAAAUCACCCAUCGCGAUAUCAAGCCUGACAAUAUCUUGAUCUCUUCUUUGGAACCCCUCAAAAUCAAGCUAUCGGACUUUGGUUUGUCGAAGGUGACUGAACAGGAAACCUUCCUGAAGACAUUCUGCGGUACCCUCUUGUAUUGUGCGCCGGAGGUGUAUCCCGAUUAUGAACAAUACCGACGCGGAGAGUUCCGAAAGAGACGUCGUGUCGGAGACCCACCUCCUAAAACGUCCCCUUAUAGCCAAUCAGUCGACAUAUGGUCUCUUGGUGCAGUUCUUUUCCACAUUCUCUCCGGUGUUCCCCCAUAUUCCGGUCGAGCAGAAGAUAGAGGCGUUCAAAUGCUCCGCACUAUCAUGACAAGUGAUGCCGAUUUUGAUUUCCUGCGCCACGCAGGUAUUUCUGAAGAAGGCAUUGACUUUGUCGCUCAACUUCUCAACAGGGAUCCAUUUUCGCGCCCAACAGAGAGAGAAUGCUUCCAACAUCCAUGGAUUGCGACGGUCCCCGAUGUGGAUGACUAUGAGGAUGAUGAUGAUUUACUUUCAGAAUGUCAUGACGGGCUUUCAAUCAUUGGGGAAGAUCCUGAGGACGAGCUGGAUGCUUCGCAGCUGUCUAUCGCCGAUGGGCCUGGCUUCGCCCAUGGAGCCGAACAAGAAGAGCACAACAGCAGUGAAGCUCUUGCCAAAAAGCCUCGCAUUGAGUACAUUCCGACGGCUGUUCGUUAUCCAAGCCUACCAAAGAUUGAGAGCUUCCAAGAUUCCCAAGCCUAUGUGGAUCAACAAGCUAAACGGCUCUUUGGCGAGAUCCCCUCUUCGGCCUUGCAAAGCUCUCACGCCUUGGGCAACUUUGGCGCAUAUGACUUUGAUCACAUCCAGAUCGAGGAAUACGCCUCUUCCGGUGAGUCGAUGAUGAGUGACGACCCCAGAGACUCGAUCAUUUCCCUCCCGGAAAACCCCUUCGGCGGCACCGCCCCCAGCCUGAUGGGUGCGGAGAAGCUGGUUGGAGAACUUCACAUGAAUUCCUUGCAUUCCAUCAUGCAUUUCAAGGCCGGCGCCGUUAACGAAUCAUCAACGCGGCAGACCACACCUGGACACGCCAAGGAGCCCACGAGCCCUCAUAGUCCCACUGUCCAAGAUCCGGGUUUAUUUCAACUGGCUUCCAGUCCCCAGGAAACUCCGAAAGCCAAAUUCACUCGGCGAAUCGACCUUGCGGUGCCCGACACAGCCAGCGAAGCCUCUAGCGAUAGUAGUCCGCAGAACAGCCAAGAAGCUCCCGCCCCCGUGACUUCAGUAAAGCCACGCAAAUCAUUCUAUGACCCGGAGCUCGCCACGACUCUCGAUGCCCAGACAGGCGAAAUAAUUCUGGAGCAGUUCCGUGAAGAAUCAGAGCCAUGUGAGCCAAUUGUUCAUCAGCCCUCGAUACAUCCAGAGUCUUUUGCGAAGCCGCCAAAACGAUUUGGCAAGUUAAGAUCUCUUCCUGGUUCUAUAUUCGAUCUGACGAUAUUCCUGGAAAACCGACUCACGUCGUGGGGUCGUGGCCCACUAGCGACAGUUCAACACACAGACAUCACAGACACAAGGAUCCCCGCCUACGCCUUGGAGCUUACAUUCUGGGCACCGGGAAUCGAGGCGAAGAUUGCAACUGGCGAGAACUGGCAAAACAUUCCUGGAGUUAUGGCCAUAAUCUCCACGAAAGCCCGCAUGGGCAUAUAUGUCAACGGCACUCUACUCGAACGGGGUCCACCAAACGAAAACAGACCGAACCAGUGUACCUUCGGGAAACUCUACAAUGGGGACGUUAUCACCGUGUACCAACACAAAAACAAGAAGAAGUUUCUCAAACUUCAAUGCGAAUUCACCUUUGGCGAUAGUGCCCAGUCCCGGCCCGUGAAUGAACCCUUUACCAUGCGGCAGGGUUUGAUGACCAAGGCCGGAGCCGCGAACCGAAUGCCGACUCGGCCGACGCGGAAAUAUCAGGAUCAGGAUUGA